CCUGGGUUAUGCAACGGCCGCGGUGCGCGGGCUGCGCAGGUCCCGCCGCCCCAGUGCCGCAGGGCAGGGCAGGGCAGGGCAGCGCGGGGGCCGCGAGGGCGGCGGGCACCGGGCCGGCGGCGCUCAAGGCGCGCUCCCCGCGCCCUCCCCCGGCGCCCGUGUGCGUGCCCCGCGCUGCCUGUGAGUGGCAGCGGCGGCCGCCGCCAAGUCCCGCCUGUUCCGCUCUCCCUGCCGCAGGCGGCGGCGGCGGCGGGUUGGCUUCCUGCGCGCUGUGCCGCUCCCCCUCCCCCCGGCAGUCGGAGCCGCAGCGGCAGCAGCCCGGAUCCCCGAGCCAUGGCUCAGUGAGAGCAGCACAUGGCGGCCGCAGCAGCCAUGAGCCCCCCACUAAUCCAUACAACUCCCCCCUGAACGGCCACCGACGGCAGCCAGCGCUCCCACCCGGCUCCACCGCUCCCACCGCCCACCCGCAACUACAGCCGCCGCCGCGCCGCCCGGCCCGAGCCCAGACCCCUCCGCCGCCGCUGCCGCCGCCGCCGGACCCCCGCUCGCCUGCCCGCCGCCGUCGCCCGGUCCUCACCAUGGGAGUGCAGGGUUUCCAGGACUACAUCGAGAAGCACUGCCCCAGCGCCGUGGUGCCCGUCGAGCUGCAGAAGCUGGCGCGGGGCAGCCUCGUGGGUGGGGGCCGCCAGCGGCCCCCCCAGACCCCGCUGCGCCUCCUCAUCGACGCCGACAACUGCCUGCACCGGCUCUACGGCGGCUUCUACACGGACUGGGUGAGCGGCGGGCAGUGGAACCACAUGCUGGGCUACUUGGCGGCCCUGGCCAAGGCCUGCUUCAACGGCAACAUCGAGCUCUUCGUGUUCUUCAACGGUGCCCUGGAGAAGGCCCGGCUCCACGAAUGGGUGAAGCGCCAGGGCAACGAGCGCCAGACGGCGCAGCAGAUCGUCAGCCACGUCCAGAACAAGGGCACCCCGCCGCCCAAGGUCUGGUUCCUACCGCCCGUCUGCAUGGCGCACUGCAUCCGCCUGGCCCUCAUCCGCUUCCACAUCAAGGUUGCACAGAGCAUUGAAGAUCAUCAUCAAGAAGUAAUUGCUUUCUGCAGAGAGAAAGGUUUCCAUGGUUUGGUUGCAUAUGACUCCGAUUAUGCGUUGUGCAACAUCCCUUACUAUUUCAGUGCCCAUGCCCUAAAACUGAGCCGUAAUGGGAAAAGCCUCACAACAAGCCAAUACCUAAUGCAUGAAGUUGCCAAGCAACUGGACCUGAAUCCAAAUCGCUUUCCUAUUUUUGCUGCUCUUCUAGGUAAUCAUAUUCUACCUGAUGAAGAUUUGGCUUCCUUUCAUUGGAGUUUACUUGGUCCAGAACAUCCACUAGCUUCACUUAAGGUACGUGCUCACCAGUUAGUUUUACCACCCUGUGACGUAGUGAUCAAAGCCGUAGCUGACUACGUCCGAAAUAUUCAGGACACCACUGAUUUGGAUGCCAUAGCUAAAGAUGUUUUUCAACAUUCACAGUCUAGAACAGAUGACAAAGUUACUCGGUUUAAGAGAGCAGUUGCAUAUUACUCAGCAACUAAUAAACCUAUGCCAUUUCAUCCAUCACAUUACCUAGCAGCCAGACCAAAUCAGUUUGGUAUGCCUGGGAUAGUGCCACCAUAUGUUCCUUCUCAGAUGCUUAACAUUCCACAGACCUCACUACAAGCAAAACCUGUGGCCCAGCAGAUGUCCAAUCAGGGUGGGGCCCAAGGUCAGGGUCCAUACCCAUAUAGUCUCUCUGAGCCAGCCAUCACCUUGGAAACAGGUGGAAAAAGUCUUUCUGAGCAGAACAACUACAGUAACAUUCCUCCCGAAGGAAAGCAUACCCCACUGUAUGAACGGUCCUCUCCCAUCAACCCGGCCCAGAGCGGCAGCCCUAACCAUGUGGAUUCAGCCUACUUCCCUGCCUCUUCUACAUCCUCCUCCUCCGACAACGAUGAAGGCAACGGCGGUGCAGUGAACCAUGUCAGCGGGAACAAAAUAGGCUGGGAGAAAACGGGAGCCCAGUCAGAGAGUCAAGCGCGUGGAGAGCUGGGAGACCAAACAAAGGUAGAAGGUUCCUCUAGUGCUUCUUCGGGAAGCCAGGCAGCUGACGUCAAAGGGAAUCAAAGCAGUAAUCCACAGAUCCCAUGCCUGUUGUCAAUGCCCACCAGAAACCACAUGGAUAUUACUACCCCUCCAUUACCUCCUGUAGCACCUGAAGUAUUAAGAGUGGCAGAACACAGGCACAAGAAGGGGUUAAUGUAUCCUUACAUCUUUCAUGUUCUAACCAAGGGCGAAAUCAAGAUCGCCGUGUCUAUAGAAGAUGAAGCCAACAAAGACCUGCCUCCUGCUGCUCUCCUCUACAGGCCAGUUCGUCAGUAUGUUUACGGAGUCCUCUUCAGCCUGGCAGAAAGCAGGAAGAAAACUGAAAGGCUUGCCUUCAGAAAGAACAGGCUGCCCCCAGAAUUUUCACCAGUGAUCAUUAAAGAAUGGGCUGCUUACAAAGGAAAGUCUCCUCAGACCCCUGAGCUGGUGGAAGCACUUGCAUUCAGGGAAUGGACCUGUCCCAACCUGAAGAAGCUGUGGCUGGGAAAAGCAGUGGAAGACAAGAACCGAAGAAUGAGGGCGUUUUUGGCCUGCAUGAGAUCAGACACACCAGCAAUGCUCAACCCAACUAACGUGCCCACUCAUCUUAUGGUGCUCUGUUGUGUACUAAGGUAUAUGGUACAGUGGCCGGGGGUUCGGAUACUUCGCCGCCAGGAGCUUGAUGCUUUUCUUGCCCAAGCAUUGUCUCCGAAGCUGUAUGAACCCGACCAGCUGCAGGAACUCAAGAUAGAGAACCUGGACCCGCGCGGGAUCCAGCUGUCUGCGCUGUUCAUGAGCGGGGUGGACAUGGCUCUCUUCGCCAACGACGCCUGCGGCCAGCCCAUCCCCUGGGAGCACUGCUGUCCCUGGAUGUACUUUGAUGGAAAGUUAUUCCAGACCAAGCUCAUCAAAGCAAGCCGGGAGAAAGUUCCACUCAUUGACCUCUGUGACGGUCAGGCUGAGCAGGCAGCCAAGGUUGAAAAGAUGCGUCAGAGCAUCCUAGAAGGAUUAAAUUUCUCCAGGCAGAACCAUCCUCUCCCUUUCCCACCUCCACCUGCCAUGCCUUUCUAUCCAGCUUCUAUGUAUCCUCGACACUUUGGGCCAGUCCCACCACCUCAGGGCAGGGGGAGAGGCUUUGCUGGAGUCUAUGGCUUCGGAGGCCCUUAUGGGGAAACAGUAGCCACAGGCGCUUACCGGGCCUUCCGGGUGGCGGCAGCGGCAGGACACUCCGGAGCCUUCUCUGGCACUGACAGCAACAGGACUAGCAAGUUUCAGGGCGGAGUCCAACCUAUUCCUUCUCAGGGAGGGAAACUUGAAAUUGCCGGCACUGUAGUCGGCCACUGGGCUGGAAGCAGACGCGGACGAGGGGGCAGAGGGCCAUUUCCUCUGCAGGUUGUGUCUGUGGGAGGCCCAGCCAGAGGGCGUCCUAGAGGAGUUAUUUCCACUCCGGUGAUAAGAACUUUCGGAAGAGGCGGAAGGUACUACGGGAGAGGUUAUAAAAGCCAGGGAGCAAUUCAGGGCAAACCUCCUUACGCUGCUUCAGCAGAAGAAGUAGCCAAAGAACUUAAGUCAAAAUCAGAGGAAUCUAAGUCCUCACUUGUGUCUUCAGAUGGAUCCCUGGCUGAAAAUGGAGUUGUGAAUGAGGAAAAACCAGCUUCCCAGAUGAAUGGGAACACAGGAGACAUCAGGGCUUCCAAUCAGUCUGAAAGUGCCUUGAGUAAUGACUCUAAAAUGUGCAAUACAAAUCCUCACUUAAAUGCACUAAAUGCAGACAGUGUUUGCCAUAAAGAUGACGCUCUUGAGGCCACUGUCUUAAAAAAAGAAGAGUAAACUUAUUUUUUAUAGAGGGUGAAGGAUGUUGGGAAGGGUCAGGAUUAGGAAUACCUGGAAAGAAAGAGAGCCUACAGUUAUGUACAUUUUUUCCUUUCCGUAAGAGAAGAAAAAAAACAAAAACAAAAACCGAGGACUUUGGAAAUUCGGAUCCCUCUUUGGAUGUCAGAGAUCUAAACAAAAAACAAAACAAACAGCACAGUUUUGGGUGGUUUUUUCUUUUUUUUUUU
This is a messenger RNA of Dryobates pubescens (Downy woodpecker), 4159 nucleotides long. RefSeq names its product family with sequence similarity 120A (gene FAM120A). Gene Ontology annotation, cellular component: nucleus. The record is from RefSeq and is a predicted model, not a curated record. The coding region runs from base 9 to 3929 and encodes 1306 amino acids. The transcript has 18 exons. NCBI's taxonomy places the organism in Eukaryota, Metazoa, Chordata, Aves, Piciformes, Picidae.